AUGGAAAUCCCACAAGACCUAUACGCAUUGCUAGAGAAAACUUCUGCCUCGGCCAGUGGGUUAGUAUAUACCGAACCAAGCCAGCAGAAAGUUGUUCAAGACAAAACUGAUUAUUUGAUCUCGUACAUUACUGCACUUGAAGAUAAGGACACCAGUAACAAGAAACAAAAGACCAAUCCUUUCGAGAACCCUGAUCCUUCAUUAGUGGUGAGUCGCGAUGUAGUGUACAGUUUGAUUUUGAACAAGUUUCCUAUUAUCAAAAACCACUUUUUGUUGAUCACCAACAAGUUUGUCAAACAAGACUCGCUCUUAACCCCACAGGAUCUCGUGGUGACCCAUGACAUAUUAAAGCAAUUGGGGAAAGAUCUCAAGGGACAGAAAAACAUUAGACCAUUGGCGUUCUUCAACUGCGGCCCAGCGUCAGGAGCAUCGCAAGCACAUAAGCAUGUCCAAUUUAUUUUUGUCGAUGAGCAACAGCACGGGCUUUGGCCCCAAGACGUUGUGGACCGCUCACGUCAAAUCAUCUACGUUCCCGACGUCGAUAAUCCACCAUUGACAGACAGUAGCAAGAAGUUUGCUCAUUUCGUUUUGCCACUCACUCGUGAGCGUGGUGAGGAAGAUACAGAGAUCCCAAUGGAUACUUUUGCAAUGAUUUAUAUGGGGUUGAUUCAAAACUGCUUGACAGUGAUGAGAGACCACCAUCUCGCUAAUGAUGAAGAGAACCAUACAAGAUCGAUGUUAUCUUAUAAUUUACUCAUGACAGAAAAUUGGAUCAUGGCAGUACCAAGAAGUCGUGACACCGUCUCCAAUGAAGAACUCGGGUGCACAUUAUCAAUAAACUCGUUGGGGUAUGUGGGAAUGAUUUUGGUCAAAUCAAAAGAGGCUUUUGAGAAAAUCGUCUCGGGAAAAAUUGAUUUAGAAGAAAAAGUUUUGUUGGAAAGCGGGUUUAAAAAAGAUUAUGAGAAACAAACAGAUGAAGGUGAUUAUUAA
Saccharomycopsis crataegensis is the source of this 990-nucleotide messenger RNA. Its product is annotated as bifunctional AP-4-A phosphorylase/ADP sulfurylase. Gene Ontology annotation, molecular function: ATP binding; ATP:ADP adenylyltransferase activity. Lineage: Eukaryota; Fungi; Ascomycota; Saccharomycetes; Ascoideales; Saccharomycopsidaceae. Gene Ontology annotation, biological process: nucleotide metabolic process. The record is from RefSeq and is a predicted model, not a curated record. The coding region runs from base 1 to 990 and encodes 329 amino acids. The transcript has a single exon.